UUUUUAAUUCUCUACACUCAAGCAAUUUAAAUUGGAUUAUAUUCAUGAUUUGUGGGGUAAAAUCUGCUGUACACGUCACUGGAAUUAAAGUGUGCAUAAUUCUUGCAAGAUGCGGUUCCUCGUCUCACUGUGCAUACGCCUUCCGGUCCACUAUUAAGUGUCAUUCUCGCUUGCAAACACGUAGCCGACCCCUGGAUGCGAACACCGUCUACCGCUAGCAAACGCGAUGAAUGAUGAAAGCGAAAUAACAGAGCACCACGACGACGAAGAAAUGGAGAAGACAAACACGCCGAGAAACAUUUCACAUUCCUUUUCGGGGAGCGUCACGCCGUCCGAAAGGGGCGGCCACAGUAGUACGCAGUCUUCGCACCGUCUCCUAGCGUACAGUGAUGCGCUCAUCUCUAUCAUUGCCACUGUCAUGAUAUUACCUGUUGCCCAUACAAAAUUUCAAGACAAUGAGGAACUGAAGGAGAGUAUACAGAUGCUCCUCACCACUAAGAUUGCAGUGUACUUGAUGACAUUUGUGAUUGUCACAGUUGCUUGGGCAGCCCACAUAAGGUUGUUUCAAGUCAUCGAACGUAUUGACGACACCCUCGCACUUCUCAAUCUGGCUUGCAUGAUGCUGAUUACAUUUCUGCCGUACACGUUCUCGCUGAUGGCAACAUUCCCAAACAACACCCUUGGAAUUCUCCUCUUCUGUGCCUGCGUUAUUGUGAUAGGCCUCAUCCAGGCCGUUAUCGUCCUGUAUGGAUUUAGCUGCCCUUUCCUCCUGAAUGAACACAUUCAGAUGUCAGAGAAUCGGGCCUAUCACAGACGCCACAUCCUCAAAGUCAUUAUGAGGGUCCCUGUAAUGUGUUUCUUUGCCAGCAUCUUUUCCUUCAUCUUUUUCCAACUGUCCUAUAUUCUGCUGGCCAUUGUCAUAUUCAUGCCCUAUAUUUCUCAGUCUUUGAAGUGGAUUCGGAAUAAAGCCAUCGGCAGCCAGGAAGAUGACACUCCAGACUCUAUGCUGCUCUAUACAUACCACCCCAAUGAACCACUGAGCAAAGAGCGCGUCGAGGCUUUCAGUGAUGGCGUAUACGCCAUUGUAGCAACUCUUCUCAUCUUAGAUAUAUGCGAGGACAACGUGCCGGAGCCGUCACGGGUGAAGCGGGAGUUCGGCGACAGCCUGGUGGCGGCGCUCCGGGAGUAUGGCCCUGAGUACCUGGCCUACUUUGGCUCCUUCGCCACCGUGGGCCUGCUCUGGUUCGUCCACCACUCGCUUUUCCUGCACGUGACACGCGCCACACGGCUCAUGGGUCUCCUCAACACCUUUUCGCUGGCGUUCGUGGGCGGACUGCCACUGGCCUACCAGCUGACCCAAGAGUUCCCCCAUGGCUCACGGAACGAGCUGGAGGCCAUUCAGAUCAGCUGCGUCAUCGUCUUCUUCGCGGGCCUCUUCCAGCUGGCCAUGUGGGUGACGGCGCUGUUCUCCGAGCGCGAGACGCUGCACCCGUAUGUGCGCUAUGGCGGCCGCGAGCAUGCCUUUAUGCUGGCCAAGCUGGCUCUGUACCCAUGCGUGGCGCUCGUUACCUUCUUCUCCACCUGCCUGCUCAGCCGAUUCAGCGCCUCCAUCUUCCAUGUGAUGGAGAUCGCCGUGCCCUUCGCCUUCCUGGCGCUGAGGCUGCUGGUACGGGUGGCGCUGGCCGUGCUCAGGUACCUGUUCUGCCCUGACAGGGCUGCCGCAGGAGACGCACUGGUGGAAGAGGAGGACUUGCGAUUGCCCUUCAGUGAUGUCGUCACCUAGUGGGCAGGAGGUUGGCGCUGGGGCCCGGGGCCCCGGCCCAGUCUCACAAAGGACCUGAGAAUGCUGCCAUGAAUUCUUUUCUGGCAAAAAAAAAAAAAAAAUUGCGAAUAUUUCAAAUCAUUCUCAAUCCAGGUCAGAUAGCAUAGCCAUAAUGUUUUUGUUUUCUUUUUUUUUAUGAAUUGCCAGAAAAAUUGACAUAUGACUAAUAAUGUGACAAAAUCUUAGCCUUUGUAUAUGCAUCAAUUGUAACUGACUUUCAUGAUUUUUGGAGUUUUAAAAAGUUAUAUUUAUACAGCACUUUUGGAAAAAGGUUUACAAAGUGCUUUACAGAAGGACACCACAGAGAUAAAAUGAAUCAAAUAAGUUAAGAUAAAACAGAAAACAAAAUAUAAAGCAAAUAACAGUAAGGGAAUUAAAUUCAAUUCAAAUAUAAUUAAAAGGUAAAAAAAAAAAAAAGAAAAUAAAGUGGAUCCAUAAAAUAGUUUCUUAGUUAUGACUGUUCCAAGUCCUGAAGAACUUAGACCUUCUUUGGACACAACUCCACUCUCUAAAACUGACAUCUUAGAACUUUUACGCACUUGUCGUUAUGGAGCAAGACUGCACUACACUUUGUGAAUAAAGGCCCUGAUACUGGACAUAGAAACAUAGAAGUAUUAUAGCAAAAAAGCUAUUUUGUUGGGUCACAUAGGAAUGGAGUCAUCGUAAAACCUAUGACUGCUAAAUCCAGCCUAGCCUUAACUGUUCCUACUGAAUUUUAAAAAAUGUUAAGCAGCGAGGUAUUUCCGUCCACUAUUGUGGUAAGGCUGUGCUGUAAAAAGGAUCUAAUCUAGAAUUAAGCACUUUCUUCAUACUUCUGAUGUCAGUUUUAAAUAAUGUCCAAGGUAGCGAAUUGUAUGAUGCAACUUCACCAUAUAAUUGUCUCAUUCAUAGACUUUAUCCAUGGGUAUAAUUUGGAUAAACAUCAUAGCCAUAAACCAGGACCACAGCAGAGGGUCAAUGCCUUCACACUGUAAAUAGGCUCUAACUACUUGCAAAUUCAACUAGUCUGGUUCCCGAUAUUUUGACUUUUACAAUAUGCUGCAACAUGUUUUGACCUUAUCUUCCUUAGAUUAAAUUAAAUGUUAGUUUUUCCACAUUCUUCUCACUCCAGUGACAUUUUUAGUACAAAGUUAUUAGGUAUUCAAUUUUAAAUCAUUUGGUGUAAACAUUUUUUUUUCUAGGCACUCUCCUUACUCCAAAGAGCUGUAAACAAUGACAUUGAGUCAUUUCUAACCAUUUUUUAUUUCCUCAGUAUGAAUUAUACAAAUUAUUCUAAGAAAAUUCCAAAAUUGGCAGAUUCAGAUUGUUCCAUUUCUCGCUGUCAGCACUGAGUACUUUUCACCGUUACCAACACUGAAGAACGCACACCGUCACUGUUGAAGAGCGCAGUGGCUAAACCCAACAACAUACACCCAUCUCUGAUGUAACAAAAACAUGCACUUCAUGUGAUACCACUGCAAGGCACCUUAGAUCAUUCAGCGAUGCCCCCCUGCACAUUACCCAAGACCCUGAACAGGCUUGCUACUGCCUCAUCAGUUUCAGCUUAAGGCGUUGGUUGUUGAGCUUCCCUUAGUUAUGACUGUUGUCCCUGUCACAGUGUUCCUAGUACCCCACCCCACCACCCAUGUGCAGAGGCGUCGUAGUAGUGCAUCCAUCACGUCCCAUUACUGUGGAUAAGUCAAGGUCCUCGGCCCAGCCGAGCAAUGGUCGCCGUUCCUCAAAACUCCAGCGUGCGCUCCGUUUGUCUGGCCUACUGACACAUGAAUGUAUAAGGGACAUCUAAAAACGUGCAAGAUAAACCGACACACAUGAACUUUAUCCUUGAAAUAAUAAAGUUGGAAAGCUUCUGCUUGCUGAAGUAUUUGUUUGUGGUUUUUGUGUUUGACUGACCCUGUGGACGAGCAGAUGCAAAAAAAACAACAAGCAGAAGCAUGUAAAGGGAAGAAAUUUAGAUUUUAUUCACCUUCAACAGUAAUAAUAACAAUAAUGAUAAUAUUCAGAGCAAUAAUAAAAUUAUCAAGUUCAUACAUUUUGUUUGACUGCUUUAAGUUGCCCCCAAAACAAUUAUUUGGUUUUUGUAUUUUUGGUGAAAUUCUGAUUGUUAUAUAUUCCCCAUUUGAAACAUAUAUAGUAAUAUUAUAAAAUCUGUAAAUCAUAGUCUUAAAUAAUUAUUAAAAGGAAAGAACAAUGAAACCCCAGUUUUUUUCUCUUAUAAUUAACUGAGCUGAACUCUGCUGUCCCACUGUUGAAUGGGAAAAGCUUGUUCAGAAUUACAUCUCGCAGAAUGUAAUAUGUGCAAUACGUUAUUUUAAUAAAACAAGCAUACAAACAACCAAAAAAACCCAUUACAAUUCUUGUAGCCGCACAACAGGCUCAGCUGCUAGCUUUUAAGCUGCAAACACCUGACUAAAACAUUGUCUUUUUUUUUUUUUUGGUCUGACGGAAUUAAAUCUGUGAGACAUGCAGCGUUCAUACAUGGUCACAAAAGGUCAAGGGCAAAGGGGAGUUUAGCCAUGACACCAAUGAGGUUUAAGGGGCUGGAGACAUGACGGAACACGAAGGGGGAAGUGGGUAAACCACCUGCAGAGAGGAAUGACCAGACACCGCCUGCCUCAUCAGGACAGUGUCCGAAUCGCCACGCAGCCACUCAUUCAAGGUAAACACAUCUGGUCCCAAACUCCACUAAGGCGAGAUUUCUAGAUUUCUAGGGCAAAGUUCACUGGACAGGAUUAAUUGAACAAGCCCAGUAACGGGUUUUUCCCCCCUCUUCACUCAAGACCAUGAAAUAGUGCUCAAAUGGUAGUGAAAGGGUUUUGAACACAUGUAUGCUUACAUGUCUAUAUUUUUCAGACGUCAGAACAAUAGUGUAUAAUUGUUUAAAAAUUAGUUAGUGGAUAUGUCAAAGGACUAUUCCUUAAACAAUAAAGUGCACAGCCUGUCAGACUUCGUACGUUUGAUGUGAACUGUUUCUGUUAAUGUUUAGGUGAUAUUAAUUAUGGGUGUUAUUAUAAAAUAGGAUUAACUUUUUUAAGCGUAUUUUUGAUGGGAUAUUCAGAUCUGUUCCUGUAACGCAAUAGUACUAGCAAAUGAAUUAACAAAUUCAUGUUCAAAGAGCUUCAUACAGUAUCUCCAAAAAAAAAA
Electrophorus electricus (electric eel) is the source of this 4963-nucleotide messenger RNA. It is a transcript of the gene tmem175, whose product is annotated as transmembrane protein 175. NCBI's taxonomy places the organism in Eukaryota, Metazoa, Chordata, Actinopteri, Gymnotiformes, Gymnotidae. The record is from RefSeq and is a predicted model, not a curated record. Gene Ontology annotation, molecular function: proton channel activity; potassium channel activity.